UCUGCCUGCUUCGUCCGAGAUGGAUCUGGCCGUGGUCCCCGGUGCAGCGGGGCCCAGCAACGUCCCGGCCUUCCUAACCAAGCUGUGGACCCUCGUGAGCGACCCGGACACAGACGCGCUCAUCUGCUGGAGCCCGAGUGGGAACAGCUUCCACGUGUUUGACCAGGGCCAGUUUGCCAAGGAGGUGCUGCCCAAGUACUUCAAGCACAACAACAUGGCAAGCUUCGUUCGGCAGCUCAACAUGUAUGGCUUCCAAAAAGUAGUCCACAUUGAGCAGGGUGGCCUGGUCAAGCCUGAGAGAGAUGACACCGAGUUCCAGCAUCCUUGUUUCCUACGUGGCCAGGAACAGCUCCUUGAGAACAUCAAGAGGAAAGUGACCAGCGUGUCCACCCUGAAGAGUGAGGACAUAAAAAUACGCCAGGACAGUGUCACCAGGCUGUUGACAGAUGUGCAGCUGAUGAAGGGGAAACAGGAGUGUAUGGACUCCAAGCUCCUGGCCAUGAAGCAGGAAAACGAGGCCCUGUGGUGGGAGGUAGCCAGCCUUCGACAGAAGCAUGCCCACCAGCAAAAAGUUGUCAACAAGCUCAUUCAGUUCCUGAGCUCACUUCAGUCGAACCGGAUCCUGGGGGUGAAGAGAAAGAUCCCUCUGAUGUUGAGUGACAGCAGCUCAGCACACUCUGUGCCCAAGUACUCCCUGGAGCAUGUCCAUGGUCCCGGCCCAUACUCAGCUCAAUCUCCAGCCUACAGCAGCUCUAGCCUUUACCCUGAUGCUGUCACCAGCUCUGGACCCAUAAUCUCCGAUAUCACUGAGCUGGCCCCCAGCAGCCCUUUGGCCUCCCCAGGCAGGAGCAUAGAUAAGAGGCCUCUGUCCAGCAGCACCCUGAUUCGUGUCAAGGAAGAGCCCCCCAGCCCACCUCACAGCCCUCGGGUACUACUAGAGACGAGCCCCGGGCGCCCAUCCUCCAUGGAUACUCCUUUGUCCCCAACUGCCUUCAUUGACUCCAUCCUUCGAGAGAGCGAGCCUACCCCUGCUGCCUCAAACACAGCCCCUAUGGACACAGCUGGAGCCCAAGCCCCUGCACUCCCAACCCCCUCCACCCCUGAAAAGUGCCUCAGCGUAGUAGCCUGCCUAGACAAGAAUGAGCUAAGUGAUCACCUGGGUGCCAUGGACUCCAACCUGGACAACCUACAGACCAUGCUGACCAGCCACGGCUUCAGUGUGGACACCAGCGCCCUGCUGGAGCUGUUCAACCCCUCGGUGACCAUCGACAUGAGCCUGCCUGACCUGGCCAGCAGCCUGGCCAGCAUUCAGGAGCUUCUCUCUCCACAAGAGCCUCCCAGGCCUAUUGAGGCAGAGAACAGUAACCCCGACUCAGGAAAGCAGCUGGUGCACUACACGGCUCAGCCUCUGUUCCUGCUGGACCCUGAUGCUGUGGACACAGGGAGCAGUGAACUGCCUGUGCUCUUUGAGCUGGGGGAGAACUCCUACUUUUCUGAGGGAGAUGACUACACAGAUGAUCCUACCAUCUCUCUUCUGAUGGGCACUGAACCCCACAAAGCCAAGGACCCCACUGUCUCCUAGAGGUCUCAGGAGUUGUCAGGCUGGCUAAUGCCUGGCCCCCAACCUAUCCCUAGGACAUGGCUAGUCCUGGGGAGACAAAACAGUUGGGCAGUCCAGGGGAUCCUAGGUCAAGCCACAACAACCCCAGUGGAGCACAGAUGGAACUCAGGCCUGGGCAGUACCUUGAAGCAAGAGGAAGGUCCUGAGGGAUGCAUACCUGCUGCCUUCACCCCCGCCCCAGGUCUACUCUCUGAUCAGAGCUUCACAGCCACUUGGACUGACCCUGCAGGUUGUUCAUAAAAUUGUAUUUUGGA
This is a messenger RNA of Arvicanthis niloticus (Nile rat), 1875 nucleotides long. The record is from RefSeq and is a predicted model, not a curated record. Lineage: Eukaryota; Metazoa; Chordata; Mammalia; Rodentia; Muridae.